Carlito syrichta (Philippine tarsier) is the source of this 945-nucleotide messenger RNA. RefSeq names its product glycerophosphodiester phosphodiesterase 1-like. The annotation marks the transcript as partial. Gene Ontology annotation, molecular function: phosphoric diester hydrolase activity. The transcript is spliced from 3 exons. Gene Ontology annotation, biological process: lipid metabolic process. The record is from RefSeq and is a predicted model, not a curated record. NCBI's taxonomy places the organism in Eukaryota, Metazoa, Chordata, Mammalia, Primates, Tarsiidae.
GCUACUGAUGCACUAAAGAAAAUGUAUAUGGAAUUUCCUCAACUAUACAAUAAUAGUAUUGUCUGCUCUUUCUUGCCAGAAGUUAUCUAUAAGAUGAGACAAACAGAUCAGAAUGUAGUAACAGCUUUAACUCACAGACCUUGGAGCCUUAGCCAUACAGGAGAUGGGAAACCACGCUAUGACUCUUACUGGAAACACUCCAUGUUUGUGAUAAUGGACAUUUUGCUCGAUUGGAGCAUGCAUAAUAUCUUGUGGUACCUGUGUGGAAUUUCAGCUUUCCUUAUGCAAAAGGAUUUUGUAUCUCCGAACUACUUGAAGAAGUGGUCAGCUAAAGGAAUCCAGGUUGUUGCUUGGACUGUUAAUACUUUUGAUGAAAAAAGUUACUAUGAAUCCCAUCUUGGCUCCAGCUAUAUCACUGACAGCAUGUUGGAAGACUGCGGACCUCACUUCUAGACUUUUACCCUUGGGAGGAAACACGGGUUCAAAAACUGCCUGCAGGCCUCGUGCAAGGCUAUCAGAAUAUCCUAUGUGCUAGCCCGGGCCCUGGGGGAUCAGGUGGCUCACACAAGCAAUAAUUGGUCAUUGCAUUUUUUACUUGAACCAAAGCAAAACCCAGUGUUGCCACCAUGCUCCAUGGGAUGCCUGAGUUCACUUGUUGCUCUUGAAAAUCUGGGUCUGAAAAAAGGCACAACAGCCCCUGCCCCAACCUAGCUGAGGCAUAUGAGACCCAGUGAGGAUAAGCACAGAUUGAGUUGUACAAUUUGGGGGUGCAGAUAUAAAUGCAUGGAACGUGCAUGAUAACUCAGAGCCGACAUUUUAAAACUUGCCACACUUAAGUAAUAUACUUAUUUUAAGUAUUUGAAUUCAGCUAUGUUAACAAUGUACUGUAGACAUCAAACUUAUGGCCAUAUUAAUAAAAUCAUUAAAAGGAGCACUAAAGGAAAA